AUGACAGCUACACAAGUCCUACGCGUAAGCCGCUUUGAUCCGGCCAGCUCGACCUCCAAACAGAAGCAGAUUAUCCAAUUGGGAAAGUCUAUUGAGCAUGAAAAGCUGAGUGACAUACGAGAGCUCCUUCAGAAGAACUCUGUCUUUGACUCUAAAGACUUCAAAAGCCCAUUCUGCGAAAAGAAUGGUUCUGAUGUCAGUGAUGAUAUGAGGUUCGGGCUUUAUCUGGCCCUACUUGGGGUCAAGUCUGUCAGGGAGCCUCGCCUGGAUGUUUAUUUUAAGGCCAAGAAGAUUUUCUCCCCAUUAGACAAAGCCACCCAGGAUUCUAUUACUGAGCAGCUAGACCUCGCCUUUCAGGAAGAUCCUGAAUUAAUCAAGAAGAAUCCAGAACUGCUGACUUCCUCUUUCAAUCCAAGUGAUUGGACUGCAGUCAAAGGGGAGCUCAGCCAUGCCGCAGAUUUGACAGAGAGGGAGUGGAGUGUCAUUACCCGAACCAACUGCCUUCUCAGUGGACACCGUAUCGUAACUACACCCAAGGUGGAUGGGGAAACAGAGAAACAGGUCUUGCAAGGUAUCGAAAGAAGUCCUUACAAUGCCUUCGAAUUGAAGCCUCGAGCAUUUGAGUCUUACGAAGUGUCGUCCAUGGGUCAAGAAGACACAACCCGUGGCGAUGACGAAAAGUAUCAUUUCCGGAUACCUCGGUUUCGGGUAGAUGACGAUUCCUCGGUCACCGUUGUUGAAACCAAAACCAACUUUGAGAAGUCCAUGGCAAAGAGCUCGUUCUCUGAAACCUCCUUCCAAGUCGAAGCGAGUGCAAGCUUUUUGGGGGUAUCGGGAGGUGCCCAAGCUGGCGCAUCUACGGGCUCUACCGAUAAUUCCUCAUCCCUUGAGGCAAAAGAAGAGAGGUCACUUGUCGUUAACUAUAAUACAAAGUUUCCCCGUGUCACUCUGUACUGGGACUACAAGUCGCUUGCUGUGUCCCAGGAAUGCCUUGACGAUAUCAAGACCGUGGUAGACCCGCGUACAGCGGCAGAAUUCCAUCAGAAGUACGGCCACGUCUUCUCCAGACGUGUACAACUUGGAGGUCGUCUUUCUUCAUCCGAAAGGGUUGUCAGUACUCAAGGCAGUAAGGUCGAGGAACAAGCUGAAAAGCUGAAAGCCAGUGCAUCUGCUUCGAUCAAUUCAUCCUUUUUCCAGGCUUCAGUAAGCGCUAGUCAUGAAAAGCAAAGCAAGGAAGGUUCAAGCUCCAGCAAGAGAGAUUUUUCAAGCUCAAUGGCCUGGGAGGCUACUGGAGGCGAUACACUGCUAUGCAACAAUCCUGCCGAAUGGUGUGCUACCGUUAGUCUCCACAAUAACUGGCGGAUCGUGAAUCAAGAUGAGGUUGUGCCUUUAUACAAAUUCCUCGCCAAGUUCCCCGAAGUUGGGGAUAGUAUAAUCGACAGAUUUGAGAACAGCGUGAAGGAUAUACCGCCAUCGACUUCCCCCAAGUAUAGUUUCCAGGUCUUUCAACUGGUUAUAGGAGAUAUUUUGCCCAUAGCUGUUGAAAAUGAUGAUACCAAAAUUUUCGACACCAUCAAGGAAACCACCGGCUACUGGGCUGAGGACAAGAACACUGCCGCAGCUUCAGUGAAGUUGAGUACCAGCGCUAAGCCGUCCGAUAUCUCAACGCGCUUUGUCGUCAGUAAGGAUAUGGUAUCAGGAAAAAACGGGAACAUCCGAUAUGGUGAAGCCUUCCGCGCCAACUCACUAGGGCAUCCUAAAAACUGGACACUGUCUUCGCACAUAACUCAGCCGAAGUCUACCAGGAAGACCGAUCUUGUGUGGGCACACCUCGUGGGCGAGCAUGGGGCUAUUUGUCUUUAUAAAGAAGACGAUCCCGCGAACCGUGACUAUGUCCGCAACAAUGAUAUGGUACAUGUAUGCCUCAUCAAUAACAACGGCAUCAACCCGCAGGGGCCUCAGCUCAUAGACAACACAAAUCUGAGUGAAUAUCUGCGAGCCAAACAAAUUUGGCAUCCGAGCCAAACAGUGCCGCCCAAUUUCGACUCUGAAGGCUUUUUGUUGAGUUUCCAGCUCAAGUUUCUCGAGCCGUAUGAAGGGGAAUUCGCGCCAGGUCCAAGGUCAUGA
Molecule: messenger RNA, 2127 nt
Organism: Fusarium coffeatum
Lineage: Eukaryota; Fungi; Ascomycota; Sordariomycetes; Hypocreales; Nectriaceae
Exons: 12
Coding region: 1-2127 (708 amino acids)
Source: RefSeq, a predicted model, not a curated record